This is a messenger RNA of Eucalyptus grandis, 5064 nucleotides long. RefSeq names its product ABC transporter D family member 1. Gene Ontology annotation, cellular component: peroxisomal membrane. The record is from RefSeq and is a predicted model, not a curated record. Lineage: Eukaryota; Viridiplantae; Streptophyta; Magnoliopsida; Myrtales; Myrtaceae. Gene Ontology annotation, molecular function: ABC-type transporter activity; long-chain fatty acid transmembrane transporter activity; ATP hydrolysis activity. Gene Ontology annotation, biological process: long-chain fatty acid import into peroxisome; peroxisome organization; fatty acid beta-oxidation.
CUUUUCUUCAACGCCUGAUGAUGUCCAUUUUUCUAACCUCGAGGAACAGCAGGAAAAUUCUUAAACGACCCAUGCCUCUUGCUCGGAGCGCGGAUCGGUUGUCGCGUCGCGUCGCGAUGUCGUGAUGCCAAUUUGCCAAAGCCGUGCGUACGUCGACAACCCGAAGGAGACGACGCUUUAAGCGCAGCUCGAUCUCUCUCCCAUCUCCAUCUGUCGUAACUCUUGACGGUUCCCCUGUCUCUGUCUCUCUCUCUCUCUCGAGGUGGAACGGCGAGCGCAACCUGCUCGAAUUGAGGUCACAUGAAGAGGGUGACUCGUCGGCCCGCCGAAUCUUCUUCUGGGUCUUCUUGAUUCCGCCGUUCUUGAUUCGUCGGAUUGAGCCCGAGUGAGAAAGCUCCGAUUUUGCGCUCAUUAAUCGAUCGUUUCGUCAAUUGGGUCUCGAGGGUUGAGAUUCGAUCUCGCGGGGGAAGGGUGGUGGGGGAGCGGUGGAGCUGGAGGAGGUCGUUCGGUGAUGGCGAUUAGGGUUUUGGGUGUGGCUCAGCUCGGUUGUUUAGUCGGUUAGGACACUGAAUUCUUGAACGAGGUAGCGCGGGUUCGCGCGUCUAUCUGAAGCCAUGCCUUCUCUUCAGUUGCUGCAGUUGACGGAGCAUGGUCGGGGUCUUCUGGCUUCCCGAAGGAAAUCCCUUCUUCUUGCCACUGGCAUCUUAGUUGCUGGCGGCACUGCUGCAUAUGCUCAUUCCCGUUUUAGCAAACAGAAGUCCAAUACUUUUGGUCAUUUUAAUGGGAUUGACAAUGACCAAGAGGCUGGCAGAGGUCAGGAAAGUGGAAAAAAAGCUAGUAAAAAGAAAGGUGGAUUGAAGUCACUGCAGGUCCUUACAGCCAUUCUACUAUCUAAGAUGGGCCAGAUGGGUGCAAGGGACCUUUUGGCUCUAAUUGGUAUAGUGGUAUUUCGGACGGCUUUGAGCAAUAGAUUAGCAAAAGUGCAAGGUUUUUUGUUUCGUGCUGCUUUUCUUCGGCGCGUUCCACUAUUCUUCCGGCUGAUUUCAGAAAAUAUCCUAUUAUGCUUUCUUCAUUCCACGAUACACUCUACUUCAAAGUACAUAACAGGGACACUCAGUCUGCGUUUUAGGAAGAUAUUGACGAAAUUGAUCCACACCCAUUACUUCGAGAAUAUGGCAUACUACAAAAUUUCCCAUGUUGAUGGGCGCAUAUCUAAUCCAGAGCAACGGAUCGCAAGUGAUGUACCAAGGUUCUGUUCAGAAUUGAGCGAUCUUGUGCAGGAUGAUUUGACAGCUGUAGCGGAUGGCCUGCUUUAUACCUGGCGCCUAUGUUCUUAUGCUAGCCCAAAAUACGUUUUUUGGAUUUUGGCAUAUGUAAUGGGGGCAGGGGCCAUGAUCAGAAAUUUCUCUCCUGCUUUUGGGAAACUAAUGUCCAUAGAGCAACAACUGGAAGGAGAAUAUCGGCAGGUCCAUUCUCGGUUGAGGACCCAUGCAGAAAGUAUAGCAUUUUAUGGCGGAGAAAAGAGAGAAGCAUCUCAUAUUCAGCAGAAGUUUCAAAAUCUGGUGAAGCACAUGAGAGUUGUCCUUCAUGACCAUUGGUGGUUUGGAAUGAUCCAAGACUUCUUGUUGAAAUAUCUAGGUGCUACAGUUGCUGUUAUCUUGAUUAUCGAACCUUUCUUUGCUGGUGACCUUAGACCCGAUACUUCAACUCUGGGACGUGCUGAAAUGUUGAGCAAUUUGAGAUACCAUACCAGUGUCAUCAUAUCCUUGUUUCAAUCUCUUGGUACACUGUCUAUAAGUUCAAGACGGCUCAAUCGUCUCAGUGGUUAUGCAGACCGCAUUCAUGAAUUAAUGGUCAUAUCAAGAGAGCUAAGUGGUGCCAACGAAAAAUAUUCUUCUCGAGGAAAUGGAAACCAAAUUUUCAGUGAAGCUAAUUUCAUAAAAUUUUCUAAUGUCAAGGUACUCAAACCGACUCAAAAUGUUUUGGUGGAGGAUUUAACUUUAACGGUUGAACCAGGGUCAAAUCUUUUGAUUACAGGACCAAAUGGCAGUGGGAAAAGUUCGCUUUUUCGAGUUCUAGGAGGCCUGUGGCCACUUGUAUCCGGCCAUAUUGCAAAACCUGGCGUUGGUUCUGACCUUAAUAAGGAGAUAUUCUACGUGCCGCAACGACCGUACACCGCUUUUGGCACACUUCGUGACCAGCUGAUUUAUCCUCUUACGGAAGAUCCGGAAGUUAAAAAACUCACACGACCUGCAAUGGUGGAGCUGCUGAAAAAUGUUGAUCUGGAGUAUUUGUUGGACCGUUAUCCACCAGAGAAAGAGAUAAAUUGGGGUGAUGAAUUAUUUGGGGAGCAGCAGAGAUUAGGGAUGGCUAGGCUAUUCUACCACAAGCCUAAGUUUGCAAUUCUUGAUGAGUGCACAAGUGCUGUGACAACCGAUAUGGAGGAACUUUGUGCUAAAGUUCUGGCUAUGGGAACAUCAUGCAUAACCAUUUCACAUAGGCCUGCAUUGGUUGCGUUUCAUGAUGUGGUUUUGUCCCUGGAUGGUGAAGGGGGCUGGAGCGUGCACUACAAGAGGGAUGAUUCUCCUGUCCUCCCUGAAGCUGGAAGCAAUAGGAUUAUGUCUUCUGAGACAGAACGCCAGAAUGAUGCAAUGGCCGUCCAGCGAGCAUUUGCUACCAACGCAAAGGACUCUGCAUUUUCAAAAACAAAGGCACAGUCAUAUGUAUCAGAGGUGAUUGCAAGAUCUCCUUCUACUGACAAUCUUAGUUCAUUGCCUCUUGUCCCACAACUUAAGAGCUCACCGAGGAUAUUGCCAUUGAGAGUAGCUGCCUUAUUCAAAGUAUUGGUACCAACAGUGUUUGAUAAACAAGGUGCACAACUUCUUGCGGUCGCUGUUCUUGUAUUAUCAAGAACAUGGGUAUCAGAUCGUAUUGCCUCGUUGAACGGAACCACUGUGAAGUAUGUCCUAGAGCAGGACAAGGCAUCUUUCACUCGGCUUAUUGGUGUUAGUGUCCUGCAAAGUGCUGCAUCUUCCUUCAUUGCACCUUCUUUGAGGCAUCUGACAGCAAGGCUAGCCCUUGGGUGGAGGAUACGCCUGACACAGCAUCUACUGAAGAAUUAUCUUAGAAACAAUGCGUUCUACAAGGUUUUCAACAUGUCAAGCAGAAACAUAGAUGCUGACCAGAGGAUAACUACUGAUCUUGAAAAGUUAACAACUGAUUUGUCAGGAUUAGUCACUGGAAUGGUAAAGCCAUCUGUUGACAUUCUCUGGUUCACCUGGCGAAUGAAGCUUUUGACGGGUCGGAGGGGUGUUGCCAUAUUGUAUGCUUACAUGUUACUAGGUUUGGGUUUCUUAAGGACUGUGACUCCUGACUUUGGCGACCUGACUAGUCAACAACAACAGCUAGAAGGAACCUUUAGGUUCAUGCAUGAAAGGCUGCGCACACAUGCUGAAUCUGUAGCUUUCUUUGGUGGUGGUGCCCGAGAAAAAGCUAUGGUUGAGUCAAGAUUUCAUGAGCUUCUACAUCACUCUGAAUUGUUGUUGAAGAAAAAAUGGCUUUUUGGCAUCCUGGAUGAUUUUAUCACCAAGCAACUACCCCAUAAUGUUACAUGGGGUCUGAGCUUGUUGUAUGCUAUAGAACACAAGGGAGACAGGGCCUUGAUUUCUACUCAAGGUGAGCUGGCACAUGCUUUGCGGUUCUUAGCAUCUGUAGUGUCUCAGAGCUUUUUAGCAUUUGGCGAUAUUCUCGAGUUGCACAGAAAAUUCCUUGAGCUCUCCGGUGGUAUUAAUCGGAUUUUUGAGCUUGAAGAGCUUCUAGAUGCUGCUGCUCAGUCUGGGGUAUCUGCAUCUGAUGCCAUAUUGCCAUCAAAAAGCAGCAAUCUUCAUUCUGAAGACAACAUUUCAUUCUAUAAAGUGGACAUCAUAACCCCAGCACAGAAAUUGCUUGCCAGGAAGCUUACGUGUGAUAUUGUACCUGGAAAGAGCUUACUUGUUACUGGUCCCAACGGUAGCGGCAAGAGUUCUGUUUUUAGAGCUCUGCGAGGUCUUUGGCCCAUCGUAAGUGGAAGACUCACAAAACCAUCCCAAUCAAAUAACGAAACUAGAUCAGGUUGUGGGAUUUUCUAUGUUCCCCAACGGCCAUAUACAUGCUUAGGAACUCUGAGGGAUCAAAUUAUAUAUCCACUUUCACACGAGGAAGCAGAGCUCAGAAUAGCACAGUUUAAUGGGAGAGAUCAGAGAUCAGGUGACUCGACCCACCUAGACAUGCACCUGAAAACUAUUCUUGAGAACGUCAGAUUAAAUUACCUUCUGGAGAGGGAGGGAGGUAGUUGGGAUGCUAACAAAAAUUGGGAAGAUGUCCUUUCUCUGGGAGAACAACAGAGAUUGGGCAUGGCACGAUUAUUCUUCCACAAGCCCCUGUUUGGCAUUCUCGACGAGUGCACUAAUGCCACGAGUGUUGAUGUCGAGGAACACUUGUAUAGGCUUGCGGCUGAUAUGGGUAUAACUGUUGUCACUUCCUCGCAACGUCCUGCUCUUAUUCCAUUCCAUUCGUUGGAAUUGCGGCUUAUCGAUGGUGAGGGUAACUGGGAACUUCGUUUAAUCAAGCCAUGAUUUAUUUAAGGCGGCAUGUGCUGUUCGAGGAGGUGUCCCUGCGUCCUUAAAAGUAUUAAGGACCAGGGUCUGUCCUUGGAGGACUAGCAUAGUUUUGAUGCAUACUCGCAUUAGCUCGUCGCACGUAUCACGCUGGAUGGGAAAGUUGCUAGUAGCCUUGGCUUGAAUGGAUGGAGGUGGUAUACGUAUCUCAAAUAAGACGAGUCAAAAACCUACUAUGUACAGUAUUUCUUUUUCCUUCUCUAACAUUAUCGUAGCCAUGGUUCAUUUAGCUUAGUCCCUGUCCAUUCAAAAUCAGUUUCCUGAUUGAUGUUAGAUGAACUCAUUAUUAUAUUUAAAUUAGCCCCAAUAAAUAAGCUGUAAGCUGGCAGGGGAAAUCCUUAAUUCCCCUAUUCUAUAUGCCUGUGUAGCUAUCGAGAUGAUGUCUUUUUAUUUAUUUAUUUAUUUAUUC